Ascoidea rubescens DSM 1968 is the source of this 431-nucleotide messenger RNA. RefSeq names its product ubiquinol--cytochrome-c reductase subunit 9 (gene QCR9). The record is from RefSeq and is a predicted model, not a curated record. The transcript has 3 exons. Gene Ontology annotation, biological process: mitochondrial electron transport, ubiquinol to cytochrome c. Bases 1 to 246 code for a protein of 81 amino acids. NCBI's taxonomy places the organism in Eukaryota, Fungi, Ascomycota, Saccharomycetes, Ascoideales, Ascoideaceae.
AUGACUUCACGAACUUCCGAGUUUUCGUUUUACACUAAAAUCUACAACUCCAUUUUUAAAAGAAAUUCGACUUUCGUUGCUACAGUCUUUGCUGGAACUUUUAUUUUUCAAGCUUCCUUCGAUUCUGCUAUAACUAGAUGGUAUGAAAAUCAUAAUAAGGGUAAACUUUGGAAAGAUAUUAAACCUGCUAUUUUAGCUAGAAAUGGUGGUGGAGAUGAAGAUGCCGAUGAAGAUGAUGAUGAAUAAUUUAUUUUGUUUUGCUUUGUUUUGUUUUUCUUGUUUUUUAUUCAUUUUCAUCAAUUAAUUUUGCAAUCUUACAUUCUUACAUGUAUACAUCUACUCAUUUAUAAAUUUAUAAAUAUUCUUGGUUUUUAUCUUAAUUUUUUAUCCAUUUCUUGUUAUAAUCAAUUUAAUUGUAUCUAAAAACUUAU